AUGCUUCGAGUGGGCGAGGCCCAGGAUGUGCUUUCCAUGGUGCAGCUGCCCAGGGCCAAGGACGGAAAGUCGUGCUUGUCCUUCAUCCACAUCCCGAAGACCGCAGGCGGCGCCGUCGAGGGUGCGUCCUUGGAGGCCCACGGACGGGAAGCAAAGCCAGACAGCGUAUGUUGGGGAAAUUCUACAAAUGAGAGUCCAAUGUGGGGCAGAUGUGAUGUCAAUGUGUGGAAGUGCACAAAUUAUUCGGGGGGUACAAGGCAGAAGCGAGGGCCGCUUUGUCUGCUUCCGGACAACAUGCCAACGAGCACGCCGGAGACCAUUCGCAACCUCGCGCUGAAAGACGGCUGCAGCCCCUGGCAUCUCCCUCCUGCCUUCGAGCCGAGUCUGGCGAGGUACUACUCGGAGCAAUGCGAUUCCUUCUGCAUCGUGCGGGAUCCCAUGCAGAGGUUGAUCAGCCACAUGAGAAUGUACCACAACUUGCAGGUCUGCGACCAGAAAAAGUUGGAAAGUCUGACGAGGAGCUUGCUGAACAAACUUGACCUCAAGGACGACUGUCAUGGCGUGCCUCAAGUGUACUAUGUGUUCCGUGACGGCAAUCCCAACGCGCAGCGCAUCUGUGGCAAUGUCCUGAAAUACGAGGAGUUGAACCAGAGUUUCCCUCGUCUGAUGGAGACUUACGGAAUCUCUCAGGUGAAGUCACUUCCGAAGUUACAUGAAAAUAUGGGACACUGCACGGUGAGGCCGACGCCCGCCACCAUAAGCAUGGUGCGGGAGUUCUACGCCCGGGACUAUGAGGCUUUUGGCUACGAGAUUCCAACGAAUAGCACCGUGAUCCCGCUGUAA
Messenger RNA from Symbiodinium sp. CCMP2456, 843 nucleotides. NCBI's taxonomy places the organism in Eukaryota, Dinophyceae, Suessiales, Symbiodiniaceae. The record is from the annotation of a GenBank genome assembly.